This is a messenger RNA of Entamoeba invadens IP1, 1017 nucleotides long. RefSeq lists its product as hypothetical. Gene Ontology annotation, cellular component: chromatin; nucleus. Gene Ontology annotation, molecular function: histone binding; chromatin binding. The record is from RefSeq and is a predicted model, not a curated record. Bases 1 to 1017 code for a protein of 338 amino acids. Gene Ontology annotation, biological process: nucleosome assembly. The transcript has 2 exons. NCBI's taxonomy places the organism in Eukaryota, Evosea, Mastigamoebida, Endamoebidae.
AUGGAUAUGGCGAAGGCCGAUUACCAUAUAAAAUACAUGGAGACGGAGCCGAUCCAAGCGGGAUUACCCACUGCUCCCUCCCGGGAUUUAAUUAAUGUCGAGACGUACGACGACUAUUUAAUGAUGGUCAGUCCUCAGGUCCAUCAAAACAUUUUUGCUUUAGAAAAGCUGCAGACAUCUUUUCGAACAAAGCGCCUCGAGACCUUUCAAAAAACACACACCCUCCAACGACGGUUUCAUGGCGUGGCUUACCAAUUGGAAAAUAAAUUACACGAAUUAUCGAAGAAGAUUCCCUGCUACUGGGGUCGCAUUUUGAAUAUCUCCGAUUUGAAUUACAACAACUUAGCAGACGCAAACGCACUGAAAUACCUCUCAGAUGUCGUCGUCGAAAGCGUUCCUUUGGUCUCGUCGACUUUGGCUGAUAAAACCCCUUGCCUUUUGGCACUCUAUAGAGUUCAUUUCAUUUUCGAACCAAACCCUUUAAUGCAAAACACUGAAGGUAUUAAAAGUGUGUACUUUAAGGUUUGCGGAUACAACAAUCCUGACAUGGAAAUGCUCGAACCCGAAGAAGAGACAGACCAACCCAUUCUGUGGAACCCUGGAAAGGAUCCUAGGGUUUCCCGCCCAAGCAAAAAAAGAAAAGGAAACAUGCCUGCGCCGAAGCCGCACGUUAUUCAAUCGUUCUUCCAUCUUUUUGACGAUCUCAAGCACGAGAGCGAAGACGGCGAGUUCUCACAGGUCAUCGAAAGUGCGAAAGAAGAAGAGAGGAAAAUGCACUUCAAAAUAUUGAUGGGAUUUAUCAAUGAAUUAGUCGACAAUUCCAUUUCCUUUUUCGAUGAAACUAUCCCAAACAGAGCAGCGAUGACAAGCACGUACCAACUUGAUAACGAUAUGCAAAAUAUGGAGUUGGAUGAUGGAGGGUCGGAUGUCAGCAACGAGUCGAGUGAAGAUGAUAUCGUUGAAAUUGAAGAAGUCCCACAACAUCUCCAAGCUCCUCCUGAUUGUACGGCUCAAUGA